Molecule: messenger RNA, 877 nt
Organism: Schistocerca gregaria
Lineage: Eukaryota; Metazoa; Arthropoda; Insecta; Orthoptera; Acrididae
Product: peroxiredoxin 1
Exons: 4
Coding region: 140-736 (198 amino acids)
Biological process (GO): hydrogen peroxide catabolic process; cellular response to stress; response to oxidative stress
Cellular component (GO): cytosol
Molecular function (GO): thioredoxin peroxidase activity
Source: RefSeq, a predicted model, not a curated record
CUAAUGGAACGCACUCGCCCGGUUUAAAAUCGAAUACAGAGCUGUGCUCGUGCCAUUUGAAGUCUCGCAGCCGUUAUUGAGUGGUUAUCUGCGGCGUUCGUGUUUUACCGGCUUUCGUCAAAAGUAAAAAAUUGUGAUAAUGCCUGUUCCGGAUUUAGCAAAACCGGCGCCUCCUUUCUCUGGGGUUGCUGUAGUUGGCACAAAUUUUGAGGAUAUCAAGUUGUCAGAUUACAAGGGAAAAUACUUAGUACUGUUCUUCUAUCCGUUGGAUUUCACAUUUGUUUGUCCUACAGAAAUCAUUGCUUUCUCAGACCGUGUUGAGGAAUUUAAGAAGUUGAAUUGUGAAGUAAUAGCCGUUUCUUGUGAUAGCCAGUACAGUCAUCUUGCUUGGGUUAAUACACCACGUAAGAAUGGUGGUGUGUCAAAGUUAAAUAUUCCCCUUCUUGCUGAUAAGUCUAUGAAGAUUGCAAAAGAUUAUGGUGUGCUGAAUGAAGAGACGGGUAUCCCAUACAGAGGGCUAUUUAUAAUUGAUGGAAAGCAGAAUCUACGGCAGAUAACCAUUAAUGACUUGCCUGUUGGAAGGAGUGUAGAUGAAACAUUACGUUUGAUUACAGCCUUUCAGCAUACUGAUGUACAUGGUGAAGUGUGCCCUGCUGGUUGGAAGCCAGGAGACAAGACAAUGAAGCCGAAUCCUGUUGACAGCAAAGAGUACUUUUCUACAGCAAAUCAUGCCUAAGGAGACAGAUCUGAUAAUUUAUGUGAAAAGUAUUAACCAUUUAAGUAUUACAAAACUAAGUGCAUAUGUUCUUGCAUUUGAAUGUAUGAAUUACUUGUUACAAUUCUGCAAUUGAUACAGCAAUAAAGUUCCUAAAUGCUA